AUGUGGCCCCACACACCUCUUCUGGAGACGCAGCCAGAAUCACAAGACAGCGGAGCCAAGCCGCCCCGGAGGCCCCCGGGGGCGGUGACUCUCAGAGGGGCAGUGGACGUGGACGAGUGCUCGGAGGGCACGGAUGACUGCCACAUCGAUGCCAUCUGCCAGAACACACCCAAGUCCUACAAGUGUCUGUGCAAGCCAGGCUACAAGGGAGAAGGGAGACAGUGUGAAGACAUCGACGAGUGUGAGAAUGACUUCUACAACGGGGGCUGUGUGCAUGAGUGCAUCAACAUCCCAGGGAACUACAGAUGCACCUGCUUUGAUGGCUUCAUGUUGGCACAUGAUGGACACAACUGCCUGGAUGUGGACGAGUGUCAGGACAACAACGGUGGCUGCCAGCAAAUCUGCGUCAACGCCGUGGGCAGCUACGAGUGCCAAUGUCACAGGGGCUUCUUCCUGAGCGAUAACCAGCACACCUGUAUCCACCGCUCCCACGAGGGUAUGAACUGCAUGAACAAAGACCAUGGCUGUGCCCACAUCUGCCGGGAGACGCCCAAAGGUGGGGUGGCCUGUGACUGCAGGCCCGGCUUUGACCUUGCCCCAAACCAGAAGGACUGCACACUAACCUGUAACUAUGGAAAUGGAGGCUGCCAACACAGCUGCGAGGACACGGACACGGGCCCCACGUGUGGCUGCCACCAGAAGUACGCCCUCCGUGCAGACGGUCACACGUGCAUCGAGAAGGAUGAGGCUGCAAUUGAGCGCUCUCAGUUCAAUACCACGUCAGUAGCUGAUGUGGACAAGCGGGUGAAACGGCGGCUGCUCAUGGAGACGUGUGCUGUCAAUAACGGAGGCUGUGACCGGACGUGCAAGGACACGGCCACUGGCGUGCGCUGCAGCUGCCCUGUCGGAUUCACGCUGCAGCCGGAUGGGAAGACGUGCAAAGACAUCAACGAGUGCCUGGUGAACAACGGUGGCUGUGACCACUUCUGCCGUAACACCGUUGGCAGCUUCGAGUGUGGCUGCCGGAAGGGCUACAAGCUGCUGACCGAUGAACGCACGUGCCAAGACAUUGAUGAGUGCUCCUUUGAGCGGGCUUGUGACCACGUCUGCAUCAACUCCCCCGGAAGCUUCCAGUGCCUGUGUCACAGCGGCUACACGCUCUACGGGACAACCCACUGUGGAGACGUGGACGAGUGCAGCGUGGACAACGGUGGCUGUGACCAGGGCUGCAUCAACACCAAGGGCAGCUAUGAGUGCGUCUGCCCCCCGGGGAGGCGGCUCCACUGGAACCAGAAGGACUGUGUGGAGACCGGGAAGUGCCUCUCGCGCGCUAAGGCCUGGCCCCAGGCCCAGCUGUCCUGCAGCAAGAUGGGUGCGGUGGAGAGCUGCGUCCUGUCCUGCCCGGCCCACACUCACUUCAUGCCAGACUCGGAGAACAGCUACGUCCUGAGCUGCGGUGUUCCGGGUCUCCAGGGCAAGACGCCGCAGAAGCCCAGCGGCACCGGGCCCCGCUGCUCAGACGCUCCGGGCACCCCCAUCAAGCAGAAAGCCCGCUUCAAGAUCAGGGACGCCAAGUGCCACCUCUGGCCGCGCAGCCACGAGAGAGCCAAGGAAGCCCCUCAGCAGCCACUGCUCGACAAUUGCCACGUGACUUUCAUGACCCUCAAGUGCGACUCCUCCAAGAAGAGGCGUCGCGGCCGCAAGUCCCCGUCCAAGGAGGUGUCCCACAUCACAGCGGAGUUCGAGGUGGGGAUGAAGAUGGAGGAGGCAUCAGACACCUGCAAGGCAGACUGCAUGCGGAAGCGAGCCGAGCAGAGCCUGCAGGCCGCUGUCAAGACCCUGCGGAAAUCUAUCAGCCGGCAGCGGUUCCACAUCCAGAUCUCGGGCACUGAGUAUGAGAUGGCCCAGCCGCUGGCCAAGGCCACGGAGGGACAGGGGGCGUGCAGCACAGGCCAGGUGCCUCAGGAGGGCAAGUGCGUGAGCUGUGGGCCUGGCACCUACUUCAGUGGUGAACCCGGCCAGUGCGUGCCCUGCACACCAGGAACCUAUCAGGACAUGGACGGCCAGCUCAGCUGCACACCGUGCCCUAGCAGUGACGGGCUCGGCCUGGCAGGUGCCCGCAACGUGUCCGAGUGUGGAGGCCAGUGCUCUGCCGGCUUCUUCUCCACCGACGGCUUCAAGCCCUGCCAGGCCUGCCCCGUGGGCACAUACCAGCCCGAGCCGGGGCGCACAGGCUGCUUCCCCUGUGGAGGGGGCCUGCUUACCAAGCUCGAGGGUGCCACCUCCUUCCAGGACUGUGAGACCAGAGUGCACUGCUCGCCCGGCCACCACUACAACACCACCACCCACCGGUGCAUCCGCUGCCCCGUGGGCACCUACCAGCCUGAGUUUGGCCAGAACCAUUGCAUCACCUGUCCCGGCAACACCAGCACGGACUUUGACGGCUCCACCAACGUCACACACUGCAAAAACCAGCACUGCGGGGGCCAGCUUGGAGACUACACGGGCUACAUCGAGUCCCCCAACUACCCUGGUGACUACCCGGCCAACGCUGAGUGCGUGUGGCACAUCGCACCGCCGCCCAAGCGUAGGAUCCUCAUCGUGGUCCCCGAGAUCUUCCUACCCAUCGAGGACGAGUGUGGCGACGUGCUGGUCAUGAGGAAGAGCGCCUCCCCCACGUCCAUCACCACCUACGAGACCUGCCAGACAUACGAGCGGCCCAUCGCCUUCACCUCCCGCUCCCGCAAGCUCUGGAUCCAGUUCAAAUCCAACGAGGGCAACAGUGGCAAAGGGUUCCAGGUGCCCUACGUCACCUACGAUGAGGAUUACCAGCAACUGAUAGAAGACAUCGUCCGUGACGGACGGCUGUACGCCUCAGAGAACCACCAGGAAAUUCUGAAAGACAAGAAGCUGAUCAAGGCCCUCUUCGACGUGCUCGCACACCCCCAGAACUACUUCAAGUACACGGCCCAGGAGUCCAAGGAGAUGUUUCCCCGGUCCUUCAUCAAACUGCUGCGCUCCAAAGUGUCCCGGUUCCUGCGACCCUACAAAUAA
Orycteropus afer afer is the source of this 3054-nucleotide messenger RNA. It is a transcript of the gene SCUBE1, whose product is annotated as signal peptide, CUB domain and EGF like domain containing 1. Gene Ontology annotation, molecular function: calcium ion binding. The record is from RefSeq and is a predicted model, not a curated record. The transcript is spliced from 23 exons. Gene Ontology annotation, biological process: signal transduction. The coding region runs from base 1 to 3054 and encodes 1017 amino acids. Lineage: Eukaryota; Metazoa; Chordata; Mammalia; Tubulidentata; Orycteropodidae. Gene Ontology annotation, cellular component: cell surface.